Messenger RNA from Anopheles merus, 1775 nucleotides. Its product is annotated as putative polypeptide N-acetylgalactosaminyltransferase 9. The record is from RefSeq and is a predicted model, not a curated record. Gene Ontology annotation, cellular component: Golgi apparatus. The transcript has 4 exons. Bases 1 to 1737 code for a protein of 578 amino acids. Lineage: Eukaryota; Metazoa; Arthropoda; Insecta; Diptera; Culicidae.
AUGUGCUACCGUUUGUUCGUAUCACAUCGUGCUCUUUUCGUGAUCUUCAUCACUCUUAUACUGGUGUUAAAUGUCACCUUUUAUUUGUACUAUAAUGAGACAUCAUACGCUACAACCUCCGGACCCGUUCGAAAACUAACUCCCCCGGGUGAUAUGGGAGUUUUGGUACGGUACGACGCAUCCAAUCCUGUAAUCACAGCUGAGGUUAAACGAACCAUAGUCGCGCAAGGUCUGAACGAGUACGCUUCGGAACUCGUGUCAGUGCGACGGCGAUUGCCUGAUCUACGAAGUUGGUGCUGCCCGAAAGCUUACGGCCAUCUGUUUUCCGCUAGCCUUCCCGCCACAUCCAUCGUGAUCGUGUUCUACAAUGAAGCGUGGUCAGUAUUAUUACGCACCGUGCACUCGGUUCUAGAUCGUUCACCAUCGCACCUGGUUAAGGAAAUCCUUUUGGUAGACGAUUAUUCAAACUAUCCAUAUCUCAAGACUCAGCUCGAAGAAUACUUUGAACCGUUCCCGGUGGUAAAAAUCAUUCGUGCAAAAGAACGUCUCGGAUUAAUCCGCGCUCGUUUGAUGGGCGCCAAGGAAGCUUCCGCAGAUAUUGUGACCUUCCUGGAUGCCCAUGUAGAGUGUACAGAAGGCUGGCUUGAGCCACUGCUCGACGUUGUUGCUCGCGAUCCUACCAACGUAGCCAUUCCCACGAUCGAUCGCAUCAACGAGUGGAAUAUGAGUCUUCAGACCAAUAUCUCGCUCUUGCUGGCAGGAGCGUUCGAGUGGGAUCUUAACUUUGGAUGGUGCGAGAGAAAACACCUGCGUAGUGUUGUGGAUAGACGUGCCGAGCCCUGGAUUCGCCGUAGCAGUUGCGCUGCUGCUGGUCGACAUCCAGGAAUCGACAGGAAAUACACUGACCCGUGUGAGCCCUUCGAAACACCAGCAAUGGCGGGUGGUUUGUUCACCAUCCAUAAGACGUUCUUCGAGCGGAUUGGCUGGUACGAUGAGGGAUUCAUCAUAUACGGCAUGGAGAACAUUGAACUGUCCAUCAAGAGCUGGAUGUGCGGAGGGAUGAUGCUUACCGUGCCGUGUUCUAGGGUGGGUCACGUAGAGAAACACUCCCAUCCGUAUCUGUUUGAUGUGGCGAUGGAUCUGACGAUGCACAAUUCAGCCCGUUUGGCCGAGGUGUGGAUGGAUGAGUACAAGCAGGUCGUGUUUGAUGUGAAUGGGUUGCCCCGAUACUUGGAGGAACGCUUCGGUUCGGUUGAGGAGCGAAAACAAGUACGAGAGCGAGCCAACUGUAAGCCCUUUCGGUAUUAUCUGCAGCGUGCAUUCCCGGAGCUGCGUAGUCCAGCGAUAGAUGGACAGUUUAGGGGUGAAGUACGAAAUGUAGCGCUAGAAAGAACCUACUGCCUGACGGUGGAGAAAGCGGGAACACGUCCGUAUAUGUCGCUCUGCGAUGGGCUGGAGAAGACUCAGUAUUGGAGCCAUAGCUACUAUCAGGAUAUUAGCUCCUACAAGGUAUGUUUGGAUUUCAACGGAUCACUUCUUACCACUGCCAUUUGUCAUCGGCAGCGUGGCAAUCAAGGUUGGAUGUAUGUGAAGGAAACGGGACAAAUUUGGAGCAUGGCUCACACACAAUGUCUGGCAGUAGGGUCCAGGGCGAACUCCACAUUGGUAUUGAAACGCUGUAACGCUUCCGAUCAGUAUCAGCAGUGGAUGGUUAACCUUGUAGCGUAUGAUUUUUAGUGAAACGAAAUGAAACAUAACCAUUAUUGCAAUUAGAA